Messenger RNA from Necator americanus (New World hookworm), 468 nucleotides. RefSeq lists its product as uncharacterized. The transcript has 4 exons. The record is from RefSeq and is a predicted model, not a curated record. The coding region runs from base 1 to 468 and encodes 155 amino acids. NCBI's taxonomy places the organism in Eukaryota, Metazoa, Nematoda, Chromadorea, Rhabditida, Ancylostomatidae.
AUGUUAUCGAUGGCGAAUCCUAAGAAAAAGGGUUCUGCCACUGCCUUUUGUCUCACUCCAGUUACCACUUCAAAAGAUGAUGCACAUCUGCUGAUGAUCGAACCACAGCAGCUGUUCGUUCCUUCAUAUCAUCAAUUAGACGAACGAGCGUUUGUGUUUAUCCUCAUAACUGAAUGUUGUUCUCGGUUUUUGGAGCACGCUGCUAUAUCAAAACGAUUGCAUCUACGAAAUGUACAAAAUUACCUACCUUUUGCCUUGUUUUCACGCACACACAAGUAUUAUUGGCAGUGUGGAUCCAAAUUAUACAGUGAUUUAAUACUAAGAAUAUGGUUUACUGCGGUGAACGGAUACGGUAGGAGGUUCGGCAUUCGCCGAACACCAUCAGACAAGAACUUCAAAAACGAAUCUACGUAUUGGAACAGUCUCGUCACAAAAAGAGAGGCAUAUUGCAGAAGAGAUAAGGAAUAA